Messenger RNA from Brassica napus (rape), 1715 nucleotides. RefSeq lists its product as uncharacterized. The record is from RefSeq and is a predicted model, not a curated record. NCBI's taxonomy places the organism in Eukaryota, Viridiplantae, Streptophyta, Magnoliopsida, Brassicales, Brassicaceae. The transcript has 4 exons. Bases 476 to 1588 code for a protein of 370 amino acids.
UACCUUUCUCGGCCUUUUGGCUAAGAUCAAGUGUAGUAUCUGUUCUUAUCAGUUUAAUAUCUGAUAUGUGGCCCAUUGGGUCACACGAUAUUAACUUUAUUUUUUGAGAGAGAAGGCCCGUUAAGAUAGCUUGCUAUCUGGGCUUUCAAGAGUCGCCCAUGCGUUGCACUACUGCACGGGCUGGCUCAACCCGCCAAUUUUAACAGUUUAAUUUUUGGUCCCUCAGCUUAUAAGAUUUUAAACGUAUUAUCUCUAAUUAAUCGGAAUUGUACUUUUGACCCCAUUCAAGUGAUUAAUAUUCUAAAUGGGCUAAUGGGCCUACGUGACUAUAUUUAAGUGAUGAAAGUGGACAAAACUAAACUACUUUAGCUUUGCUUACAGUUGUUGUCCUAAACCGCGUUAAAUUUCGAAUCAUCCUCGAUCUCGUCGUCUCUUGUUUUCUGAUCUCGUAGGUUCAUCGGGAGAGAGAGCGAAGAUGGUGGAGAGAACGAUGAGUCUAGGGUUCGGAGCCAACGGAGGAACCUCAGGGGUUAGAGAAACAAUGUGGGCGCAGCAAGAGCUUCUUCAGAAGAUCAGUCAGGAGCUUGACGAUGAGCGAGAAGCCUCGUCAUCGGCUGCUUCGGAAGCCUUGUCGAUGAUCCUACGCCUACAGGGGGAGAAAGCAGCGCUGGAGAUGGAGACUAGUCAGUACAAGAGGAUGGCGGAGGAGAAGAUGUGCCACGCGGAGACUUCUCUGACGCUCUUCGAGGAUCUGAUUUACAAUAAGGAGAUGGAGAUCGCGUCUCUUGAGUUUCAGGUUCAGGCUUACAGAUGCAAGCUGCUCAGCGUUGGGGUCUCUGAUCCAGCUGUCGUGGAGAACAAGUUCCCGCAAAAUCUUGUCUUCUUUGGUGAUACCUCUUGUGGUGUGAGGAAGAUGAAGCGUAAUCUAUCGAGUCCUUUCGAUGGUAUGAGCAUUGAGAGAAGGAGCCUGCUUCUGUCUGAUGGUAACGGUGACAGUUCUUUAUCUCUUGGUGAAGACUUGAGUGCUUAUUGGGAAGAGAUGAGGAGAAUAGACGACCAUGUUCGAGAGAUUUCAGACACGAGAGAUUCUCCCAAGGAGUCUAAAUGGCCUUUGCUUAGGCGCAAGUCUAUGUCACAUGCGUUGGUUUCACAGGUCAGCAAUACUAUACUCAAGUCAGCCAAGAGUGAUGUCAGUUCGAUAAUGGAGAGGAUGAAGAACCCUGAUAGAUUGUCUGCCGCCAAAGAUGCUUUGUCUCCAAAUCUCCAGGACAUCUUCAAGAUUCCGAGGACAAAGGAAAGCCUUACAAUCAUCGAAGAAGAAGAGGAAGUCGAAGAAAGAAAUAAGGAGUCACAGGUUAGAGGGAACAUGGAGAGUAGUAAUUACGAAAGGGAAUUGAGUAAGCCGCCGCCAAGCAUCAAGGAAGAACAUAUGAGUUUGUUAAAGGAGAUUAGAGAACAGCUCAAUGCAAUGCAGUCUGAGAUGAGAAGCUUAAGAUCAGAACUGCAUCAAACUCAACAUGUGUCUCAUCUGGAGGAGGAUCCAGCCCUUAACUCAAUUCAAGAGGCUAUGAUUCACUUCUGGCUUUAGAAGCUAUAAUGCCUGGGAGUGGUUCUAGUUUCCCAUAUACAGACCAUUUGUAUGUUACUUAAGGGAUGUAAAAAGAAACUGAUAUGUAACUGCACUGGCAUUGUGAAAACAAAAUCUUUAAAUCUCU